UUUCACUCCAGCUUACCUUCUCUCUCAAACGAACACAAACCUUCACACAUUUGCACUCUAACGUAGACACAAACAUAAAUUAAUUUAAAAGCAAACACACACACAUAGGUAGAACACACACAUGGAAGUUAGUCAAUGUUGCUCAGCUGGCAAACAACUGACAUGUACGUUUUUCUCACUUGUAUGGACAGAACACACUCCAGGCAGCAUUUCACUCACACUCUCACACACACACAGGCCCCACAAGGAGAGCAUUCCUCUGAGUAGAAUAAGUGGAAGAAAACACUGCCACUGCUAAUAUUAACACACACACACACACACACACACACACAGAAACAUACAUAGCAGAUUAUGCAAUCUCUGUAUAGAGAGCACAGUAAGAAAACAUCACCCAGAGGACCCCUGAACAACAGAGGAUGAACUGAUGCAUAGAUGGAUAAUAAAAAAGGGUAAAAAGAGAAGCCAUUAUUAAAAAUGAAAAGAGGUCCACUUAUGUCAGAUGUGACCGUUACAUGGAGAAGUCAUGGCGUCUUGUCCCAGCCUGAAGCGUUCUCACGGGGGGUGUUUGUGAGAAGGACAAACAGAGCGGUCACCCCCUGUCAUUAGGCCUGUGUGCUUGGCGCUCUCGGUAAACUCACCGCCUCCGAGGAUUGUGGGAAGAGACAUGCAGCCUGAUCCCUGUGGACAGGAGGGCAGGAAACCAGAGAGCAGCUCGACUGGGAAACCUUCCCCCAUAGCUGUGUGUGUGUGUGUGUGUGGCCUCGUAUCUUGCCAUCCCGCUCUCCCUGACACUCAAACAUAGAUUCUGUUCUCUUCCCCAUAAGCUGGUGAAGUGGUCCAGAAGUGCCUCAUUCACCCUCAAGUUGCGCCGUUAGAGUGCUCGCGUCACAUCGCCCAGCGGUUCGCCGGCACAGAAUUGCCCAUCGUCACACCGCACAUUUCAGCUGAAAAUCUCCAUCUUCCGUCUUCAUAUGCAGUCGUUGUCUCCAGCACCAUUUGCUGUCUCUACCAGCAGGACGGCUGGAUUUCUCUCAUCUCUUUUUCACUUAUUUUAUUCUGUUUCUUUGUUGUUUUUUGUUGAGUUGUUUUGGAAGAGUGCUCAAACGCUCUCAUCACCAUGGCAAUCCCAUGGAAACCAGACUGCGAGCGAUUGUGAAGCGCUGAACUGGAGGGCCUACAUUGUCACGCUGGGAGGGGCAGGCCCACUGCGUGGCUUGCUGGUCGCUGCAUCCGCUGUUCCAGUGUGUGUGAGGUUGCGCAGAAACACAAAGGUAUUGAGAGACGUCUGGCGUGGCGAUACCGUGAGCAGUAUUUCGGAGGAGAGCAGAGUCUAGCACAUGCUACGUCACGAUGCUCAUCUGACACACAGAGUGCCUGGCAGGCAAAGCUGAUCCCUGUUAGAAUCAUGAAGAGACUCCUUCGCUAGAGACGGAUGGUUUGGGAAUGAUGGAUGUCCCCAAUGGCCAAUCAAAUGUCUCCGCCUCUGCAGUCACGGCGUCUGAGAAGAGCAGCAGCUCGGAGUCCCUGAGUGACCAGGGAUCCUCGGAGCUGAAGAAGAGCUUUGACGCCGUCGUCUUUGAUGUGCUGAAGGUCACUCCCGAGGAAUAUGCAAGCCAAAUCACCCUCAUGGACGCGCCAGUCUUCAGGGCCAUCCAGCCGGAGGAGCUGUCGAGCUGUGGCUGGAACAAGAAGGAGAAGCACUUUACUGCACCCAAUGUUGUGGCCUUCACCCGCAGGUUCAACCAGACAAGUUUCUGGGUUGUAAGGGAGAUCCUUCACGCCCAGACAUUGAAGAUAAGGGCAGAAGUGUUGAGUCUCUACAUCAGGACUGCCAAGAAACUGUGUGACAUGAACAACCUGCAUGCGGUCAUGGCAGUUGUGUCCGGCCUGCAGAGCGCGCCCAUCUUCAGACUCACCAAGACCUGGGCACUGCUGAGCCGUAAGGACAAGGCUGCGUUUGAGAGGCUGGAGUACCUGAUGGCCAAAGAGGACAACUACAAACGCCUGAGAGACUACAUCAGCAGCCAGAGCAUGACCUCCUGUAUCCCCUACCUGGGUUUGUACCUGUCUGACCUGACCUAUGUGGACUCGGCGUACCCCUCCACCGGCAGUAUCCUGGAGAACGAGCAGCGCUCCAACCUCAUGAACAACAUCCUGAGAAUCAUCUCGGACCUGCAGAGAUCCUGCGAGUAUGAAAUACAAGUAUUACCCCACGUGCAGAAGUAUCUCAACUCCGUACGCUACAUAGAGGAGCUGCAGAAGUUUGUGGAAGAUGACAACUACAAGUUGUCCUUAAAGAUUGAACCUGCCACCAGCACCCCUCGCUCCACUGCCUCCAGAGAGGACCUUGUAGGACCUGAUGCGUCAGCUUCACCACUGUGUGGUCGCAGGGGCAAUAUCGCCGAGAGCUGCAAGGUCCCUGCCACACCGCCCUCCCCGCGCAACCUCCUCCCGUACGGACACAGGAAGUGCCACAGCCUGGGCUACAACUUCAUCCAUAAGACGAACACGGUGGAGUUCAAGAGCGCCACGUUCCCCAACGCCGGUUCCAGACACCUCCUGGACGACAGCGUCCUAGAGAGCCACACGCCCACACGAGGCCAGGCCGAGAGCUCCACGCUAUCAAGUGGCAUAUCAUUGGGAAGCAGUGAAGGCUCUGAACUCAGUGAGGAGAUGUCAUGGCCUGCAUUUGAAAGGACGCGCUUCUAUCACUCUCUGGGCCCAGUCACCCGCGUGGCCCGCAUUUCAUGCCGAGGAGUCCUCAAGCCCAGCAGCUCGGCUGAGUCUGAGGAGCUGGCUGUGCACCUGUACCCAGGAGCUGUGACGCUGCAGGGAGUCCUGCGCCGGAAAACGGUCCUUAAAGAGGGCAAGAAACCCACGGUUGCAUCAUGGACUAAGUAUUGGGUGGCUCUAUGUGAGACUCAGCUCUUUUACUACCCUGCCAAGUCCCUCAAGGCUACAGAGAGGAAGCACUUCAAAUCGACAGCCAGCAAGAGCACGUCAGUGGUGGGUCUGAUGGCCAUGAUGCCGGACGACCCUGAGCAUCCCGACGUUUUCCUCCUGACCGACUCUGAGCACGGCAACUCUUACAAGUACCAGGCAGGCAACAGGAUGAACGCGCUUCUUUGGUUCAAACACCUGAGUACAGCGUGUCAGAGCAACAAGCAGCAGGUGCCAGCUAAUCUGAUGUCCUUUGAGUGACCGACACGAGAGGAGACACAGAUGGUCGGACGGAAAGCAAACAGGAAAACCAAACAGAGAAGAGAGAGAGCAAAGGAGAGCAGAGGAAAAGAAAAGAGGAAAGGAGAGAAGAGAAGAAGAGUAGAGACUCAACAGUACUGGGAGCUCACCACUGCCAUGAGCCCACCCCUUAGCCUCACUGCUACCCACCUGAACCCCACCUGCCACCAUUGCCUUAAAGAGCGUGUGUGUGUGUGUGUCUGAGAGGGAGAGAGUGUGUGCGCGCAUGCAUGCGUGUGUGUGUGUGUGUGUGUGUGUGUGCGUGCGUGCGUGCGUGUGUGUGAGUGUGUGAGAGCAGCACAGUUGCAGUGCCCCUCACUUGAGACUGCAGCAGGCCUAUUGACGGGGGACCCUGGGCUGUCUCUUCCCCUUCCUCCUCCUCCUGCUGCUCUCUCUCUCUCUCUCUCUUUCUCUCACUUUUCCCCUAUCCACCUAUUUUAUCUUUUAUACACUUUGCUCUGGACCUACAAACCAGCACCACCACCCCAGAACUCAUAGAGCCAGAGCCACCUCACCUCCCCUCCCAAACAACAAGACACAGGAAAUGAACGAGACGACGUGAGGAGAGGAGGAUGCCUUAUGUGGAUCCUUUGGGGACUAACGCAUGUCUGUUGGGGCCGCACGAGAUCCUCCUGGGUGUCCUGGUCCUCUCCUCUUUGGUGACUUUGUUUUUUUGCUGUCGCGUUAAUUCUUUACGCUUUGUGUGUUGGUUAUGGACUGUGUGUGUGUGUGUAAAAAGUGUUGGUUAUUGGCUGUAAUUUUGUGUGUGUGUGUGUUUCUUAGUGUGUGCACACCUCUUACUCCAAAAUGGCUGGGGCACUCCUCCAUCAGCCUCUUGACAAAGCAGACUUUUAGACUAUAAAGUGAAGUUUGUUUGAUUUCACCCUCUUUUCCACUUUGACCGCACUCUAAACAGCGUUCAUCCAUAACCACACACACACACCACAAAACACUGAUUGUCUUUUCACACACUUGACUUGGGCUCAAAGAAGCAUGACACAAGAUUUUCCACACUUCUGUGUCAUCCAAGCAAGUAGACGUUAUACACUUGUUAAAAAAGUGAUUGCGACACAGAAAUGUAAAAAGGGCUCCAGCAACUAAUGAAUACCAGAUGAAAAACUACAAUUCCCAGAGGCCUCUGAAAGAUUAUUUCCCCCUCAUUUCCCCCUCAUGUCUCCUUGGCGAGCUCACCUGCAGAUCUGAAGAGCUAGAUGGACAGAUUGUGAAAUGGAGGUGGUGAGGGGGGGUGUUAAAGGUCACUGAAGUUCAAGUGAUGAAAAGGUUUCCUUAUCAGUUUUUCUUUCUUUCUUCUUUCUUGCUAUGUCUUUCGUUCUUUUUUCGUGGCUGAGGUAUUCAAACCCAGCUGGCGUGAUAUGGAGGUGGUCUCCCAAUGUCUCAGUGAUAGCCGCUGGGAACGUCACCUUUUCAGAGGGAGAGAUUAUGCGAGUGGCCGUUUCCUGUAAACGGCUGCACGUUUCUCUUGUUUGAGGGUGAAAGAAGAAAGUAGUCACGUCCGUAGAAAAUCCCUCCUGUCCCCUUCUGCCGAGACUGUACUGUCAGUGAGUUUGUUUGUUUGUGUGUGUGUGUGUGUGUGUGUGUGUUUGUUUAUACACUUACGUAUGUGUGGAAGGGUAUUGACACCAACCUUCCCACAAAGGUGUGAAAAACCUAAGAGAAGAAAGUCACCAAAGUCUAUAUGAGAGCGUGUAUAGUUCUUUUUCUUUUUUUUCCCAUUUCUGAGCUUCCUCCUUUUAGGUAUUGGUCUGCGACACAGCUGAAAUGCAAAGCUAUCAUGGAGCCAUUUGUUAUCUGUUUUUAGUUCUUUUUUUAUUGUUUAGUUCCUUUUUUAAAAUACUGUCUUAGUUUUCAAUCUGAUUUUGGAGGGUGGUGUACAGUAUUACAGUGUAGACCAAGUUGCACAUGUCUAGGUUGUUUUAAUUGUCUGUUACUUUUUUAUGUUACAUUUCAGUCAAUGUCCUCCUGUUUUGUUUUUGCGUUUUAUUUAGUUUUUAUCUUUUUUUGUGGUCAUUUUUAUUUGUGAUGAAUGACUUCCCGUGUGUCCUCCAUGGAAAGUCUGUGUUCUGUAAAGCAACACGUUGUGUUGUCCUGUUGCGUUAAGACGGGCCUGGACAAUGUCCUGUUGCAUUAAGACGGGCCUGGCCAAUGGUUCAGCAGGGAUUUCCUAUGAGCUUGGAGGAGCUGUAGGAGUGUGUAAGUGUCAUAUAAUUGUCAUAUUAAUUUAACAGGAGACUAACCCAAUAACGUGUUGUGUAUUACAAUCCAACUCUGACUCUAGAACCUGCUUAACCACACUUUGAUGUGCAAAUCUUUUCCUUGCCAGACAUUGCAGAUUUUGUGUGUGUGUGUUAUGCAUAUGCCCGUGUGUGCCAGUGUACAGACAUAACAGCUCUUUUCUCCGACUGCUGGUGGGAGAGAGUCAGGUGUAGGUCAGCAUUACCGAAACCCCCUCCGAUGGAAUGAGGGUGUGGGCAGUGGGUGGUCACCUGUUUCCCCUCUAUUGGUUUGUCUCUUCCAAACUUGAGAAAAUCCCUGGGAGUUUUCAUGCAUGCCCUCCAUAGCAUUUUGGCACCAUUUCAGAGAAUCUUUUUGUCUUUUUUCCCUAUUCCUGGCACGUAGUCCAUCCCCACAUUCCUGACUUCGGAGAAUUGCUAUUGCUGCAGUGGACCAGUCCAUUAGUGAAGGAAAGAGACUAAUUUGUGCCAUUUAUGACUGUGUCUGCUGAGCACUUCACCUUCUACAAGCCUCAGCUGCGGUUUAGUUCGACCUGUUAAAUCCUUUGCUAGCAAUUAUGCCAUCAUCUAUCUGACCCCACACAUUCAUUUCACUGCUCCAGCUUUUGUUUCCUUCAAAGUACAUUUGCAGGUUUUCUAAGGUUAUUAUUUUGAAGACAUUUCAUUUUCCUGGAGAAAUGUGCAUACGUUUCAUUGGUUAUAGGAGCGGUUAAGCAAGGUAUGCUGACAAAGUGCAGCAGUGAAUGAUCUUGUUUUAAUGGUCGACUGCAGCAAAUGUGCCAUUGGUGAUGGUUGAUGGAGUUUGUAUUUGAUGGAUCCCUAGGGAUCAAUUAUUCAGAGCAGACAGAAAUGUCAGAUUGUGAAGGUUAAAUGGAGAGGAAGUAGUCAUCUCUUCCGGAAUGAGACCUCCCUUGUAAUGAUGGAUCUGAUUUGAAAACGGAUGUUAAUCGACCACAAAUACUUUCGGUCCUCUCUUGAGUGGUCUUUUCUAAGGUUAGCAUUAUGUGCAUGUGUCUGGCAUUAUGUAUGUAGUUCUGUAAUUAUACUUUCAUAAGUACCACUCUCUCAAGAAACCCAAACCCAAAUACACCAGAAAGCAACUGUCCCCAUGUUAGAUAUCAGCGGGAAAGCCACACACUGGUUUUACCCGCUCUGACCAACUGAGGUCCCUAGUGAAGCGGACUUAGGAACAGAUGAGAGGAGGUUUUCGUGAUGGUGAUCAGACUCAUUAGAGUGUGUUGUGGGUGUGGGAGAUGGAAAGAGUGUUUGCGUAGCGAAAGCCAGCCACUUUUAGACAGGCCCCUUCACUUAUCUGAUAUGAUUUGCGGUGUUUAAAAGGCUCUUGACCUUUUCUGCAAAUGACAAACAGUGAUUGCAUCACCAGCCUUUGACCCAUUUUGUCAUCUCCUCGCUCUCUCUCUUUUCUCACGCACGCACUCACUCACUCUCUCACUCCACUUCUCAUCUAUUCUGUUGCAUCUAUCAGGCUGUGACUAGUUUGAACAAGAAAGACAUUUCAGGGGAAAAUGAACAAAACCCAGUGAGAGAGUGAGAGAUCUUAACAGUCAUGAGGAGCAGUUCUACAAAAGAGAACUGGCCUGAAUACUCUGAAUGCUUUACUCAGGAGCUGCUGAUCUAUUCAUGCCUGUCCUUCCUCCCCAACCACACCACUCUGUGGGCUCUUCAGUACUGUGCCAGUGUAGACCACCUACAGGAAGCGUACUGAUUUACCCCCCCCCCCCCCCACCCCCCCUUUUGCUCUGUCUUGUGUUGUAUGUUUACACGAUUACACAAGCAUCUAUGGUAUGCGUAGGUAAGGCAGUGUGCCGCAUUCUUGCGGUAGAGCACAGCUAACGUGAAACGGUAAGCAGUCGUGACGUGUGCCCUUAGGACAACAAAUUAGUGUACAAUCGCACCAAGCAAACAGUGGUUUUAUUGGGUUAACUAGUUGUCUCUGCAUCAGGUCAAGUGAUGUCUGUGCAUUAUAUGGAACACAGUUGUUACGUAUACAGUAAAACAUGCAAAGAUUUCCCUUUGACAGAAGGGUUUUUUUUUUUUUCUGUUACAGUGGAUGGGUUGUGUUUUGUUUUUGGGGUGGUUUUGUGGGUCAAGGGAGUUCCUUUCUUUUUUUUUCUCUCUCUGUCUCUAAGUGGAGCCCUUACUCUUGUUUGAAGGUAAUGCCCUGGGGCUGUGGGGAUGACUAAUGCAUUACUGUAUGUGAGAGUGUGUUCGAGGCAGAGCAGUUCAUUUGGCACAAUGCCUAGAAAGCAACUCAUGAGGCAGAGGAUGCAAGAUGAUGCAGGAUGCCAUGUGAUUCCCGUGCAUCUCUUGAAACACUCCCACCCAUUUCACAUACACACACACAGCCCCCUUUAUCCCUGAGUCUCGACAACCCAUCCCACCCCUCCCAGACACAUGCACAAAAUCACCUCACUACCCAUCUAAAAGUCCCCUGUACCCUAGCCAGCACGAUGACCUCAAACCUGAGUGAUGUGCUCCGGGGCCUCUGAAGAAAGUUGACCCAAAUAAAUACUUCUAUUCAUUUUUUACCUUGUUUAUUUUUUUGUUAUUCACCUUUGUUCUGCAAUAUUGUGAACCGCGCUUAAAGGCUGCGUUGACUGGGGUGAUGUGAAUGACUUGUGGGUGAAUGUGAGCACUUAGUGGGUGAUGUUUGCAUUGAGAGUGUUUGUGUGUGUUUGCGCAUAAGCUAGUGUAAAAACACUUUAGGUACUGGUUUAAUUAUACUCAUUUUGAUUCCUCCUUUUAAAAAUAAAACUACUUGAAUUAUUAA
Alosa sapidissima (American shad) is the source of this 8283-nucleotide messenger RNA. It is a transcript of the gene ralgps2, whose product is annotated as Ral GEF with PH domain and SH3 binding motif 2. The record is from RefSeq and is a predicted model, not a curated record. Lineage: Eukaryota; Metazoa; Chordata; Actinopteri; Clupeiformes; Clupeidae. Gene Ontology annotation, cellular component: plasma membrane. Gene Ontology annotation, molecular function: guanyl-nucleotide exchange factor activity. Gene Ontology annotation, biological process: positive regulation of GTPase activity; Ras protein signal transduction.